This is a messenger RNA of Hymenoscyphus albidus, 1932 nucleotides long. NCBI's taxonomy places the organism in Eukaryota, Fungi, Ascomycota, Leotiomycetes, Helotiales, Helotiaceae. The record is from the annotation of a GenBank genome assembly.
AUGACAUACACACCACUCGAUCGCAAUGAAUUCAGACUCUGUUCUAUCGACGUUCCGGAUGACCCGGGAAUGUCAAUCCGGGUCAAUACAAGAAUCGCCAGUCUUGCCAUUUCUUCAAGACCGAAAUUCAAGGCGCUCUACGCUGGAAAAACGAGCGAGGGGUUUGAUCGUCGUUCGUUGAUUUUGAAUGGUUCGCGGAUAUUUGUUACGAAACAUUUGGACUCUGCACUUCGGUUAUUACACCACCACGAGCAGCAAUCAGCGUGGGUGGAAGAAAUCUGUGUGAAUCAUGAUGAUGAGGAAGAGAAGACUCAGCAAGCGACUCUGGUCGGGAAAAUUUUUGCUGCAGCCGAUGAACUGUUGGCUUGGGUAGGCGACAGUUCGCGGUGGAUCAACGGAGGGCUGAAUUUUUUGCAAGCCUGGGCCAAAGUUGAUUGCAAUUUCGACGACUUGGCUCAAGUGCAGGCUCUUAUGAAGAAGCCGGAGUUAUGGAAGAGGCAAAGUUGGCAACAGGCAGACGAUUUGUUUGAAAUGCCCUUUUGGAGACAGCGAUGGCUGGUGCAACAAUUGGUUCUAGCUCGUCAAUCUGCGAUUCUUUGUGCAAAGAGGAAGAUCCCUUUGGCUGAUUUGGAGAGAGUGGUGGAAAUGUGGAAGACUUUGGAAGAACCUCGAUUCGCCAAGAUCAUUGGGAAUAACAUUAAUGCUAUGGCUCCUGCUGUAGCAGCAUCCAGAAGAUUGCGUCUUCAUUCUAGCCUGCUAUCUCGUCGGAAAAAGCCAGGAUAUUGGCCUGGAGUAUUGAACCUGGUGGAGUUGUGUCAGGACACUCAGAUUUCAAACUAUUCUCCGGCUCAAUUGACGGCACUUUCGAGGACAGCCGAGAAACCGGACGAUAUUGCAGACGACACCAGAUGUGUGAGAAAAAUGCUCAUCGAUUUCGCCGCCGGAGCAAUCAACGACUGUGACCAUCUGAAGAUUUUGGAAAGAGCUGGUAUUGCAGACCUAGAUGCAGUGGAGAGAUUCGACCUUCCGUCUUGGGUCCCAACCUGGGAGAAAGAGGCAUCCUCACCCUUGCGAAGGUUGUAUGAUGCCUCUGGACAUUCCAAAGCCGUAUGUAAUUUCGGGGAAGACGAAGUUCUCGGAGAGCAAAAUGUCCUUCGCUUCUUCGCGACUGGAGUUAAGUGCGGCACAGUGCUGGAAGUCGACUCGGCAGAAACUAUGGCCGAAAACCCAUUCCGCAUGCUUGGGGGCGAAUAUAGAAAGUAUCGACUGAACCAGAAGUACCCAACUGGUAUGCCUGGACUACAGGCGAUCUUCAGAACCAUGAUUUUAGACCAGAUUCCAAAAGUUGAGAGGAGAUUAACUCCAGCAAGAAAGGAGUUCUUCGACCUGGCUGCUGGCUUUUUGUUUAUGCUGCAAUACAUGGACAAGAAAAGUCCAGAAGAUUUGCUGAAAACUGUGCUGGACCAAGACUUAUCCGCAGGAAACAAAGAUGACAGCAUUCCGGAUUACGCAAAAUCAUUCAUGAAAUACAGCAGGAAAACAGCAGAGAAUGGCAAGGUUGUUCUUUCAGAAAUCCUUGAACCGUUCCUAGGGUCAUCAUCCUCACCAACCAAAAUCGAGUGGCCAGAGGAACACGACAAUGAACGAGGAUUUGCAUACACAAUGCCCUUUCUCGCUGAGGCAGCGCGUUGUCUGAAGGGCCGAACAAUGUUUGCACUCAACAAGGGCUACUUUGGUGUGGGCCCUCUAGGUACUCAACCAGGAGAUACAGUUUGUGUACUCUGGGGUUGUGAUGUACCUGUUGUGAUUAGAAGGCUCGAGGACCACUACGUACUUGUCGGGCCUUGCUUCGUCCUCGGAUUUAUGGACGGCGAAAUGAGGAAGAUGGUUGACCAAGGGCUGAAAAAGGAGAAGAUAUUCAAUUUCAGAUGA